Messenger RNA from Pelecanus crispus (Dalmatian pelican), 3268 nucleotides. It is a transcript of the gene AREL1, whose product is annotated as apoptosis resistant E3 ubiquitin protein ligase 1. Lineage: Eukaryota; Metazoa; Chordata; Aves; Pelecaniformes; Pelecanidae. Gene Ontology annotation, cellular component: cytoplasm; cytosol. Gene Ontology annotation, molecular function: ubiquitin protein ligase activity. Gene Ontology annotation, biological process: negative regulation of apoptotic process; protein polyubiquitination; ubiquitin-dependent protein catabolic process. The record is from RefSeq and is a predicted model, not a curated record.
GGGAAGCUGGCAAACAACAGGCUACAGGGAGCAGCAUUGCAGGACAGCCCUUUUCAACAAAGAGGAAGAAAUUGCUGUGCUCAGGUCCUCACCUUUCAGCAGUGACUCUGUGAUGCAAAUUCCAGGAGUUCCUGUGAUAAUCUUCUCUAUGGCCUCUUCUUGCUGACAUUUGCCCCAGAGUUGGGCACAAGGAGGAAGGAUGCUGAAGAAUGGGUACCCCCCCUUUGGCUUUUAGAACAUGGGCACUUGUGUAAAGAUGCAGCUGUGAUCCUCGGCUGUGUGUCUCACCGAAGGGACCUGAUGUUUUACAUCAUUGGUGGGAUCACGGUAUCUGUGGUAGUUGUUGUCUUCACCAUUAAGUUCCUCUUUGAGUUUGCCGCACGUAUAGUCAGCUUCCUUCAGCAUGGGGACCGGGAACGCCGAGGGGAGCGAACUAUUUAUGACUACGUGCGAGGCAACUACCUGGAUCCCCGGUCCUGCAAAAUCUCCUGGGAUUGGAAGGACCCCUAUGAGGUGGGCCAUAGCAUGGCCUUCCGAGUGCAUUUAUUCUAUAAAAAUGGGCAACCCUUCCCUGCUCACCGGCCUGUGGGGCUGCGAGUUCACAUCUGCCACGUGGAGCUAGCAAUUGAUAUUCCUGUAACCCAGGAAGUUCUUCAGGAGCCUAAUUCCAAUGUGGUGAAAGUGGCCUUCACUGUGCGCAGGGCUGGGAGAUAUGAGAUCACUGUAAAACUCGGUGGCUUGAAUGUGGCCUACAGCCCCUACUACAAGGUGUUCCAGCCAGGGAUGGUGGUUCCCUCCAAAACCAAAAUUGUCUGCCAUUUCUCCACUCUGGUGCUGACCUGUGGGCAGCAGCACACUCUGCAGAUAGUUCCCAGAGAUGAGUAUGACAAUCCCACCAGCAAUUCUGUGUCCCUGAUAGAUGAGCACAAUUACAGCCUCUCCAUCCAUGAGCUGGGUCCUCAAGAAGAAGAGAGCUCUGACGUUGUGUUUGAGAAGUCUGUGGUGUCCAAUCGGCAGACUUGUGAAGUGUUCUUCCGACUCACCUUGCACUGUAGGGGGUGUUUCCAUGCCUGCAUCUCCUACCAGAACCAGCCCAUAAGCAAUGGUGAUUUUGACAUCAUUGUUCUAAGUGAGAAUGAAAAGAACAUUGUGGAACGCAAUGUGUCCACCUCAGGUGUCAGUAUUUACUUUGAAGCCUACCUGUAUGAUGCUCCUAGUUAUACCAACACUCAGUGGCAACUUCCACCAACGCAUCUAAGCUCCUCCCAGCGCCGUCCUUCUACUGCAACUGAGGAUGAAGAUGAAGAUUCUCCCUCUGACAGCCAAACCCCUGAGAAAGUGAAGAAACCUAAAAAAGUGUACUGCUAUGUGUCACCUAAGCAAUUCUCAGUGAAAGAAUUCUACCUGAAGAUCAUUCCAUGGCGCCUUUUUACCUUUAGAGUAUGUCCUGGCACAAAGUUUUCAUACCUUGGUCCUGACCCUGUGCACAAAUUACUGACACUGGUGGUGGAUGAUGGGAUCCAACCCCCUGUGGAGCUCAGCUGCAAGGAGAGGAACAUAUUGGCAGCCACUUUCAUUCGCUCUCUGCAUAAAAACAUAGGAGGCUCGGAGACCUUCCAGGACAAAGUAAACUUCUUUCAUCGAGAGCUGCGUCAGGUGCAUAUGAAAAGACCUCAUUCGAAGGUCACGCUGAAGGUCAGCCGUCACUGUCUGCUGGAGUCGUCUUUUAAAGCAACACGAAAUUUUUCUGUUUCUGACUGGAGCAAAAACUUUGAAGUGAUUUUUCAGGACGAAGAAGCUCUGGACUGGGGUGGUCCACGCAGAGAGUGGUUUGAGCUCAUCUGUAAGGCAUUAUUUGAUACCACCAAUCAACUCUUUACCCGCUUUAGUGAUAACAACCAGGCCUUGGUGCAUCCAAAUCCAGGGCGUCCCACAUAUUUACGACUCAAAGUGUAUGAAUUUGCAGGCCGCCUAGUAGGAAAGUGUCUUUAUGAAUCAUCUCUGGGAGGUGCUUACAAACAACUGGUUCGAGCUCGCUUCACCCGAUCCUUCCUGGCUCAGAUCAUAGGACUUCGUAUGCAUUACAAGUAUUUUGAGACAGAUGACCCAGAAUUCUAUAAAUCCAAAGUUUGUUUCAUACUGAACAAUGAUGUGAGUGAGAUGGAUCUGGUCUUUGCUGAAGAGAAGUAUAGCAAAACAGGACAACUGGAGAAGGUGGUGGAACUGGUGACAGGAGGGGCUCAAGUACCAGUGACCAAUGAAAACAAAAUCUUGUAUCUAAAUCUGCUUGCGCAGUACAGAUUGGCCAAUCAGGUUAGGGAGGAGGUGGAUCACUUCCUGAAAGGUCUUAAUGAGUUAGUUCCUGAGAACCUCCUGGCUAUUUUUGAUGAGAAUGAGCUUGAGUUGCUUAUGUGCGGUACUGGAGAUAUCAGUGUUUGUGACUUCAAGGCACAUGCUGUAGUGGUAGGAGGAUCUUGGCACUUCCGUGAGAAGGUCAUGAGGUGGUUUUGGACCGUGGUCUCCAGUUUCACACAGGAGGAGCUGGCCAGGCUCUUGCAGUUCACAACUGGUUCCUCCCAGCUGCCCCCAGGAGGGUUUGCUGCGCUCUGUCCAUCCUUCCAGAUCAUUGCGGCUCCAACUCACAGUACUUUGCCAACAGCCCACACUUGUUUUAACCAGCUGUGCCUCCCUACUUAUGACUCCUAUGAAGAAGUGCACAAGAUGUUACAGCUAGCUAUCAGCGAGGGUUGCGAGGGCUUUGGCAUGCUGUGAUUUCCCCUUUCCAGGAGACCACUUAGCCUCCUGGCUCUUCGUGGUGAGACCCAGGUUCAAUCCUCUGCUUGUUCGCCUUUCCUUCACAUAGGCAAUGGAGGCAGAGCAAAGACUCCAUGUAAAGGAAUUUGUCAUCCAGAAGAUGUCACGUGGCCUUUCCGUAUCCCAAAUAUGUCAUCAAGAGCUCAUCUUUUUCCCUUACCCUCAUUCUCCCUUUGGCUCAAUGUGAAACAACAAAAGGACUGUGGUGCAUUCAUCAAGGAGAUAUUGCACUUGAUUUCCCUGCACGCUCUACACCCAUCCUGUAAGAAGAUGAAGUUCAUGAACAGAAGUUACAGUGAGGUGCAGGAGAUCUGCUGAGCUGCCUUUAUUGUAGCUCUCUGGGAGGAAGAGGGAAGACCAGCAUGAAGCUCUGCUGGACGCCUGGCUCACGGGAAGCCUUAGUAACUUUCCAUGUCUUGGCUCAACUCCCCCAGUGAUGCUCCCCAAUAGCUCA